UCUUGUGACAUCCGAUACCCUAAGGGGAUGCCAAGACCUACCUCAUCAUUUUAUAUUACCGAGGUCUAUGGGAUCGACAAAGGUCAUUGAGAAACAAUAUGCUUGUCGUCUCUCUUUGAACUUCUUUCUCGUCCUUUCCUUCUGUCAGUGUUGGAUGAUAUCCGUUGACCUGCUGGUGCAAUCUCCGACGAAUUUUUUCAGGCCACGGUUACAUCCACCUAACCAAUCUCCGACUAGUUCGUGCGCUACGACGGCACUAGUGUCGUGAAACUGGUCGAGAUGGCGCUAAUAUUAUCGGCACAGGCGAUACGAAAGAAGCCCGAGUUUGACCGAGUCCGCACGCCAUCGUUUGGCGCACCUUGGAGAAGGACAACGCCGACCUCCUCCACUUCCCCGACCGGAACGUUCCCACAGCUUCCCACAAAACCAUGACAGAUUCACCCGCUCAACCAGCAACACCUGCGGUCCACCAUCCCGCACGGGCCCCAGUUGCUUGUACGCAAUGUAGACAAAAACGUCUAAAAUGCAAUUCCGGCUAUCCGCAGUGCUCGCGGUGCUUGUCCGCGGGGUCCAACUGCACGUAUAUCCCCUCGCGCCGUGGGCAACGGCCGCCUAAAAACCGACCCGAGCUGGACUCGGUCUCGCAGCAUAUAUCAACCUUUGCCAUCCAGACCCCGCGAUCCUCCUUUCUCCCCGCCACCCCGAAUACGGCGCUGCCUCUCUCCCUCGCAGACACCCCGGCACCAGGCGAGGUAUCGCAGCCGGUGAACCUCGCUCCCGGUCCGGCCUCGACGGCCUCCCCACUGACCAGCUUCACCACCACGGCCACCACGGCAUCUCGCCUCCAUUACAAUGAACGUCUGGUCAACUAUUACUUCAGCAACUUCCAUCCCGCGCAUCCCAUCCUCCUCCCGCACUCCCUCUACGCCACGCAGGGUUACCCGGACUACCUCCAGGCGGUGGUGCAGUUCGUCGGCAGCCACUAUGCGUCGAACCCGGUCGAUUGGCAAACGCGGGAGGAAACCAUCCAGGCAAUCAUGAGUAGCAAUAGCCCGCAGACGCCCGAGAUGGUCCAGGCCCGGUUGAUCUGCGCCCUCGCGAUCCACGCCCGAUACGAGCUCAUUGACUCCUUCACCAUCUUCCAAGCGGCAACCGACCUGGCCAUUCAACUGGGCAUGGACUGCGCGAGCUUUGCCGUGCAGCAUGGGAACCAGAACCACAUGCUCGAGGAGAGUCUGCGGCGGACGUGGUGGGAGCUGGUCUUCAGCGAAGGCAUUCUAUCCGGUCUCUACCGACACCAGCGAUUCACCCGUGCGACAUAUUUCUCCGACGUCCUCCUCCCCUGCGAGGAGACCGACUAUGAGAACCUCACCAUUCCCGACCCAUCCAACCUCGUCUCGCUGACCCAAUUCGACAAGAGAAUCUUUAAUCCCAACAGUGUCGAAUUUUCCUCGUACUCAUAUCGCAUCGAAGCCGUCCGCAUCUUCGUCAACGUGCUUACCCUCACGGAGCCCGACUCCAACAUGCGCCCGUCGCAAGUUCACGCCGUGGACCACGCCAUCGCGGGGUGGAUCCAUCAUCUCCCAGACGGGAAGGGAGAUAUCUUGCAACCGGACGGCAAAGGGGACGAGAUGCUCUUCCAGGCGUACAUGAUCGUACAAUACGCCAGCAUGUUCUUGCAUUUCCCGCGCAGCGAUCUUAUCUCGAUGCUCCCGAAUCCGGACAUCGCGUGUGCACAGAACGAACCCCAUGUGUCGCCAACGACUUCCCAACGUCUCCACGGGUUGAAAGCAAUUGUUGCUUCCAAGUGGAUUUUUAAUCUGGCGGCAUUGCGGCUCCCGGUGAUCAAACACACGCCCUUGUUUAUCUGUGCGCUGCUGAGUGCGGCGAUCGUGCAGUUGUCGGCGUUAUCCAAGAGGAGUCAAGACGAGAAUAUCGAUAUCACGGAGUGCUAUGAUUCCAUGUACUUGGCGAUCGGGGUGUUGAAGUCGUUCAGUAAACAUUGGCCCUUAGGGCAAUCUGCUUUGCAGGAACUGCAGAAGGUGGCCAGCGAGGUUUUAAAAGUGCAAACGACGACACAGGCCUUACCCGAAGACGAUGGGUGGACUUGUAAUAUCGACUUUGAAGGGGUUCAAGGGUUAUUGAAUAUUAAUCGCGAUAUAGCGGGUUGAGGAAAGUUUGGUAGAGAAACUUUAGUGCCGGUGGGGAUUGUGUUAGUUAGCGUG
Messenger RNA from Aspergillus caelatus, 2225 nucleotides. RefSeq lists its product as uncharacterized. Gene Ontology annotation, biological process: DNA-templated transcription; regulation of DNA-templated transcription. The record is from RefSeq and is a predicted model, not a curated record. The transcript has a single exon. NCBI's taxonomy places the organism in Eukaryota, Fungi, Ascomycota, Eurotiomycetes, Eurotiales, Aspergillaceae. Bases 429 to 2171 code for a protein of 580 amino acids. Gene Ontology annotation, molecular function: DNA-binding transcription factor activity, RNA polymerase II-specific; DNA binding; zinc ion binding.